ACAUAAAGCUAGUUCGGAAACUCGCGGAGCGCGAAUGUGCGAAGUUAGUCGCUACGAAAUCCAAAAGAUCUGGUGUUAACAUUGAACACCUGGCCCAUGGUAAAAGCUCAAAAGUGCCAUUUGUCGAGACCCGAGCGAGACUAUACACGUGCACGCUUUCGAGCGCCGAACAAAAAGUGAUGUAGUUUUCGUAAUUUUCUAUAAAAAAGGCAAACCAAGAUGGAUGUUGCUCCGAAAGGAUUCAAGAGGAAAGUUUUUCUUUGGGCAAGAAGGCAGAUUUUCGAUGCCAUACAUCAUGUUUUUUUAUCUGAAAAGUUGAAUAAUUUGAUCGAAAUUGUCGGCGUCAAACUCAUCGAAAACGCAACGCCUUCAUACGUGAUCGAAGAACAUUCGCGACAGACCACGAAGAACGUUUUGUUUGUUUUGAAAAAGAAAUGGAAAAAUGCCCAUAACACGAAAAAUCGUUUCCUAGAGGGUAAUAAAAGCUGGUUGGACGAUUCGACGAACAUUGCGGAGGAUAUCGAUCACGUUAUACUCUGGGUCUGGAAGAAUGGACUUACUCUUGACCCGGACAAAACACAGGCAAUUGUUGUUGGACUCACUUCUUCUCCGUCGCUUGUAACUCUGGCAUCAUUUUCGCUCCUUCGUAUCGAGAAUCGCACUAUACCUUUUUCGAAGUGAUUAAAGAUCUAGGAUAUUUCCUUAACCGUACCUUGUCCUAGAAAGAACAAGUAUAAAGUAUCUCGAAAAAAACAUACAGAAUUCUACGUCAACUAUAUAGGAAUAAGGACUCUUUACCUACCUCCACCCGGAUACUUUUAGUUAAGAGUUUAAUCUUACCUCAUUUUGACUACGAUUGUUAAGUAUAUGGUGAAUUGACCGACGAUUUAAAUUUAAAGCUCGAGCGUGCGUUAAAUGCCUGUGUCCGUUUUAUUUACAAUUUGCCUAAAUACGAACACAUAAUUCCGUACAGACAUAAGGCUGGUCUGCUUAAUGUUGCCAAGAGAAGACAAUUCUUUAUGGGUGAUUUCCUCUACACUCUUUUGCAAAACGAAGCUCCUGAAUAUCUGUUUAACCUUUUUCAAUCUGUAGACAGAUACCUUCCAGCACAGUCUAAGCUUCGGGAAAGACGUAAAAUCCUCAGCAUUCCUGUACACAGAACGUGUCAUCGUCAACGAUCAUUUAUGGUAA
Belonocnema kinseyi is the source of this 1191-nucleotide messenger RNA. RefSeq lists its product as uncharacterized. The transcript is spliced from 3 exons. The record is from RefSeq and is a predicted model, not a curated record. Lineage: Eukaryota; Metazoa; Arthropoda; Insecta; Hymenoptera; Cynipidae. The coding region runs from base 220 to 681 and encodes 153 amino acids.